Ficedula albicollis (Collared flycatcher) is the source of this 1350-nucleotide messenger RNA. RefSeq names its product fascin actin-bundling protein 2, retinal (gene FSCN2). Gene Ontology annotation, cellular component: cytoplasm; actin cytoskeleton. Gene Ontology annotation, molecular function: protein-macromolecule adaptor activity; actin filament binding. The coding region runs from base 19 to 1260 and encodes 413 amino acids. The record is from RefSeq and is a predicted model, not a curated record. The transcript has 5 exons. Gene Ontology annotation, biological process: actin filament bundle assembly; establishment or maintenance of cell polarity; cell migration. NCBI's taxonomy places the organism in Eukaryota, Metazoa, Chordata, Aves, Passeriformes, Muscicapidae.
GCCCCGCCUCGGCGGAAGAUGCCAACGAAUGGGAUCCACCAGGUGCUGAAGAUCCAGUUCGGGUUGAUCAACUGCGAGAGCCGGUACCUGACGGCGGAGAGCUUCGGCUACAAGGUGAACGCCUCGGCGCCCAGCCUCAAGCGCAAGCAGAUCUGGACGCUGGAGCAGGAUGAAGCCGACAGCUCCAUCGUCUUCCUCAAGAGCCACCUGGGCCGGUACCUGGGCGCCGACAAGGACGGGAAGGUGCGCUGCGAGGCGGAGCAGCCGGGCCGGGAUGAAGGCUUCAGCAUCAUCACGCAGUCGGACGGGCGCUGGGCGCUGCAGUCGGCCCCGCACCGGCGCUUCUUCGGGGGCCGCGAGGAUCGCCUGUCCUGCUUCGCCCCCAGCGUGACGGAGGGCGAGCUCUGGACCGUGCACCUGGCCAUGCACCCCCAGGCCAACCUGCUGAGCGUCAGCCGCCGCCGCUACGCCCACCUGAGCGCCCACGAGGACGAGAUCGCCACCGACAGCAACCUGCCCUGGGGGGUGGACGCGCUCAUCACCCUCUGCUUCCAGGACAAGAAGUACAGCCUGCGCACGGCCGACGAGCGCUACCUGCGCUGCGAUGGCACCUUGGUGCCCGAGCCCGGCGCCGGCACCGGUUACACCCUCGAGUUCAAGGCUGGCAAGUUGGCGUUCAAGGACUGCGACGGGAAAUACCUGGCGCCCACCGGACCCACCGGCACCCUCAAAUCCGGCCGCAGCUCCAAGCCGGGCAAAGAUGAACUCUUUGACCUGGAGGAGAGUCACCCCCAGGUGGUGUUCACGGCGGCCAACGGCAGAUAUGUCUCCAUCCGGCAGGGUGUGAAUGUCUCAGCAAACCAGGACGAGGAGCUGAACCACGAGACCUUCCAGCUGCAGAUCGACCGUGACACCAACAAGUGCAGCCUCCACACCAACACCGGCAGCUACUGGACCCUGGUGGCCCACGGGGGCAUCCAGGCCGUGGCCACCGAAAUCGCUGCCAACACCAUGUUUGACAUCGAGUGGCGCGGGCGGCGCGUGGCCCUGCGCGCCAGCAACGGCCGCUACGUCUGCACCAAGAGGAACGGGCAGCUGGCGGCCGUCAGCGACACCGUGGCCCCUUUCUUCUUCGAGUUCCGGGAGCGGGGCCGCGUGGCCAUCAAAGGGAAGAACGGGCGGUACCUGCGCGGGGACCCCGCGGGGACCCUGCGUGCCGACAGCGAGUCCGUGCUGCGAGCCACGCUCUGGGAGUACUGACCCCAGCACCUCCCCCGCGGCCACCGGGGCACCCGCCUGGCCCUGGCAAAGCGGGGUGGUGGCAGCGGUGGCACCGCCCACGGCAGCUGU